GUGCUCUCUCAAAACACACACACCCCUCCGGCCCUCCCAACAUUUACACGGGAACAUGGCAACGCCGAGUGCAUGCGCGCACACAAAUUAUACAGUGCAGAUGGCUUGACCCAUAUUUUCUGUUUGCAAUAUUAAUUGACCGCUCACCCAAUCCACUGAGAAGACGUCAACUCCCAUCCCCCGCCCCUUAGCAACAGAAGCAAGAUGGCGGCGCCCAGUAACGCUGAUCAUUCUCCAGAGAUAUCGACGCCUUUAAAGAUACCGAAAACAGAAGUGCCAUCACCAGAAUCAGAAGAUUUGAGCGACAGCAACCAAUAUCAUUCCAAUCCCUCCACACCUAAUCGAUUCUCGCCUCUCAACGUAGGUUUGUCGAUUUCUGGGAGCGCAGGCCGAAGUGGAUCGGCCUGUGCAUCAAAUAGCUUCACCGCUUGCCGAGGGAUGUCGUGGACCCCAUCAGAAACAAACGCCCUUAUUGCGGUAUGGGGGAAUGAAAGACUGACAGAGGCACGAAUGCAACAACUGGAGGUUGCAGGCACCGUUUUCUCUGGAAAGGCUCCUGGUCCCGCAAUGUACGAGCGGGUCUCACGAGCCCUAGCAGAGCUCGGCUACGAAAGGACCCCAUCCCAAUGCAGGGAAAGGAUGAAGGUAAUGGGGGACAGAACGCUGCGACGGUGCUAUAGCCGAGUGAAGGAGCACGGUGUCGGCAAGAGGAAGAGCAGCUACUCCAUCGAGCAGCUGGAAAAGGUGUUUGGCCAGGGAGGCUGGGACUCCCAGAUGUGUGCCCCCGUCCUCAUCAACAGCAGUGGCCUGUACCAGGAGAUGGAGUCUGACGGCAGCGCCAUGGAGGAUUUCUCCCAGGAAGACUGGUGCAACCAGGUGCUGGCCUCGGCCUUCCAGGAGGGAGAGAUGGAAACUGAGGAAACACAGCCACCAAAGAAUGCCAGAGUCCUGCAGCUGCGACCUGAGCCUUCGGAGCAAGUCCAGAAACAGGAAGUGAUGCUGAACGUGGUGCGUAUCCUGGAGUCGGUGCAGGUGAAGUGGGAGCACUUUCAGACGUGGACCGACUUCUCCCGGCUACACCUUUCCAACAAGCUGGCCAUUUUUGGCGUGGGCUACAACACGCGCUGGCGUGAGGACAUCCGCUACCACUACGCAGAGAUCAGCUCCCAGGUGCCCCUUGGCAAGCGGCUGCGCGAGUACUUCAACCCAGAGAAGGCAGAGGGCCGUGUCAUCAUGACCAAAGUACAGAAGAUGAACUGGAAGAACGUGUAUUAUAAGUUCCUGGACAUCACCAUUAGCGAAGCACGCUGCCUGGAACUGCACAUGGAGGUGGACUGGAUCCCCAUAGCCCAGGCCAGGGUGAAGGGCUGUAGCAACGGGACCUCCAAGUAUCUCCUACCGGGGGGUAUCCCCAAGACUUACGGCCUGUACGCCAUAGGCUACGAGGACGUGGUGGCGGAGUUGCACUACACAGGGGAGGAUGAGGCUCCAGCCUCUCCACUGCAACACCAAGACACUGACCAGAGCUUGCCUCUCUCUGGGUCGUCGGGCUCCGGCGGGCCCGGGUCCGAGAGUGUGGUGAGGCCGGGGGGACGAGCGGGGGAGGGGGAGAGGACUGGGGCCAAAGUGACCUACUGCUACCUGGGCAUCGCAGAGGAGAGGACCUUACAGCAGUGUCUGUUCCAGCACUUUCAGAGCUCAGGCAAGCACUACAGCCGCAGGGAGAUCUCGGCCGUAACAUGCUUCCUCCAGGGGAAUUGCAGCGGCACCGGCCAGCAGACCAGGGAAGAGGGCCUCUCCUUGGGCCCUGAACAUUCGGCCAUAUACAUUAAAUUUAUUGAGGUGGAGCUAGAUUUCCUCUCUGCUGGCUCACUGUUGGAAUGUCUAGAAAUUGCAGUUGGUUACUCUUUAAAGUACAACAACAAAGAGGCGUUGUAACGCUUGUUGUUUUGACUCCCAUUAACUGAAGGAUUGAACGGGGGCCAGAGGGACAUGCAAUAUCUUUCCCCCAAUUUAACUGCAGACCUGAGUUCAAAUGCUAUUUGAAAUCAUUUAAAAUACUUCGGCUGGGCUUGAUUGAGCUUGCCUUGGUCAAUGGAACCAAAAGAAUAGUUACAAAACUGUUAACCCCAGCUGACACAUUCGGCAGGAAAUAGCAAACACAAAAUAAUAUUUGAAAUAGUGUUUGAACCCCGGUCUGUGUACAUGCUGUCUUAUCAGGGGAUGUGAGAGGGGAAUGGCUACUGCUGGAUGCAUUUCCCUACCUUGAGGAUAUAGCAGUGGACAUACAGUAUAUUUGUCACAAGAAGAUGGUGUGCACUUGUUUUAAAACUGCCUUUACACUUCUUUGAAUUUGGAUGUCUAUGGUCAGGUCUAAGGUGCCAGAAAAAGAUCCCGGGGUAAAGAUCAUGUAAGGAACUUUAUCCAAUUCUAAUAGAGGACCUAGAGGGGCAAUAUGAAUGAAGAUAUUGAAUCUAUCUCUAUAUAGAAAUAUAUAUUUAAGAAUAUACAGUGCCUUGCGAAAGUAUUCGGCCCCCUUGAACUUUGCGACCUUUUGCCACAUUUCAGGCUUCAAACAUAAAUAUAUAAAACUGCAUUUUUUUGUGAAGAAUCAACAACAAGUGGGACGACAUUUAUUGGAUAUUUCAAACUUUUUUAACAAAUCAAAAACUGAAAAAUUGAGCGUGCAAAAUUAUUCAGCCCCCUUAAGUUAAUACUUUGUAGCGCCACCUUUUGCUGCGAUUACAGCUGUAAGUCGCUUGGGGUAUGUCUCUAUCAGUUUUGCACAUCGAGAGACUGAAAUUUUUUCCCAUUUCUUCUUGCAAACCAGCUCGAGCUCAGUGAGGUUGGAUGGAGAGCAUUUGUGAACAGCAGUUUUCAGUUCUUUCCACAGAUUCUCGAUUGGAUUCAGGUCUGGACUUUGACUUGGCCAUUCUAACACCUGGAUAUGUUUAUUUUUGAACCAUUCCAUUGUAGAUUUUGCUUUAUGUUUUGGAUCAUUGUCUUGUUGGAAGACAAAUCUCCGUCCCAGUCUACGGUCUUUUGCAGACUCCAUCAGGUUUUCUUCCAGAAUGGUCCUGUAUUUGGCUCCAUCCAUCUUCCCAUCAAUUUUAACCAUCUUCCCUGUCCCAGCUGAAGAAAAGCAGGCCCAAACAUGAUGCUGCCACCACCAUGUUUGACAGUGGGGAUGGUGUGUUCAGGGUGAUGAGCUGUGUUGCUUUUACGCCAAACAUAACGUUUUGCAUUGUUGCCAAAAAGUUCAAUUUUGGUUUCAUCUGACCAGAGCACCUUCUUCCACAUGUUUGGUGUGUCUCCCAGGUGGCUUGUGGCAAACUUUAAACGACACUUUUUAUGGAUAUCUUUAAGAAAUGGCUUUCUUCUUGCCACUCUUCCAUAAAGGCCAGAUUUGUGCAAUAUACGACUGAUUGUUGUCCUAUGGACAGAGUCUCCCACCUCAGCUAUAGAUCUCUGCAGUUCAUCCAGAGUGAUCAUGGGCCUCUUGGCUGCAUCUCUGAUCAGUCUUCUCCUUGUAUGAGCUGAAAGUUUAGAGGGACGGCCAGGUCUUGGUAGAUUUGCAGUGGUCUGAUACUCCUUCCAUUUCAAUAUUAUCGCUUGCACAGUGCUCCUUGGGAUUUUUAAAGCUUGGGAAAUCUUUUUGUAUCCAAAUCUGGCUUUAAACUUCUUCACAACAGUAUCUCGGACCUGCCUGGUGUGUUCCUUGUUCUUCGUGAUGCUCUCUGCGCUUUUAACGGACCUCUGAGACUAUCACAGUGCAGGUGCAUUUAUACGGAGACUUGAUUACACACAGGUGGAUUGUAUUUAUCAUCAUUAGUCAUUUAGGUCAACAUUGGAUCAUUCAGAGAUCCUCACUGAACUUCUGGAGAGAGUUUGCUGCACUGAAAGUAAAGGGGCUGAAUAAUUUUGCACGCCCAAUUUUUCAGUUUUUGAUUUGUUAAAAAAGUUUGAAAUAUCCAAUAAAUGUCGUUCCACUUCAUGAUUGUGUCCCACUUGUUGUUGAUUCUUCACAAAAGAAUACAGUUUUAUAUCUUUAUGUUUGAAGCCUGAAAUGUGGCAAAAGGUCGCAAAGUUCAAGGGGGCCGAAUACUUUCGCAAGGCACUGUAUAUUGAUGUUGUCAAGCAUUCCAGCAUUUAUUAACAUUAUGAAUUUCAAAGAAGUAUGUUAAUGUUUUGAUAUAUAUAUUAUUGGUUAACCAGUGUCUUUGUGUAUUUUUGUUUCCAGGUCACAGUCUUGUGUUUACAUGUUUUGAAAAAAAUAAUAAACAGGGCACAGACCGUCA
Messenger RNA from Oncorhynchus nerka (sockeye salmon), 4298 nucleotides. RefSeq names its product myb/SANT-like DNA-binding domain-containing protein 2. The record is from RefSeq and is a predicted model, not a curated record. The coding region runs from base 205 to 1938 and encodes 577 amino acids. The transcript is spliced from 4 exons. Lineage: Eukaryota; Metazoa; Chordata; Actinopteri; Salmoniformes; Salmonidae.